Molecule: messenger RNA, 933 nt
Organism: Ectocarpus sp. CCAP 1310/34
Lineage: Eukaryota; Phaeophyceae; Ectocarpales; Ectocarpaceae
Source: the annotation of a GenBank genome assembly
AUGAAACCCAUGCCUCCGGCGACGUUUGUGAAAGGGGCCUCACUGGUAGCGAGACAGGCAACGUUCGAUCCUCUCAGGGGAGCGUUCGUUGUCCUCGCUAGACCAAAUGAUCCCGAACUGAAUCUGCCAGAACGGAGGAGAGGGCUGGGAGCCAUGGGUCUAUUCAAGGAUAAUGGUCUGGUCAAGGACGUAUUGUCUGAGGCAGAAGGAAGGCAACCUUUCAAGCUACCGAAGGUGCAUAAGCGAAGACCUCCCCCGGGGAUUCGCUUGACGAACGACCUUGGCACAGUCAUGCAGAUGAACGAACUCACAGCUAACGAAAAGGCCGCUCUUUGGAGCAACUACGAAAGGGCCAUGGAACGGUUCCUGCAGAAAGAAGGAGACCUAGAAAGUGUGACAUGGAGGCACCGCGUGACUCACGAGCCAGCCCCACCAUGGUUCCACCACCGAUGGCCCACCAAGCAAAUCGCUCGCGCACCGCCGCCAUACGGCACCGAGGAUGUCCCUGAAAGCUUGUCGCCCGCUGCGGUCCUUCGGAGCGGCCGGCGAGCGUGCAAAAGUUUCAACCAGGAUCAAGGGGAGCGUCUGCUGACAUGGAAGGAGAUGAAGGGAGACAGGGUUGACCCGCCGCCCCAGCGCAAGCUGCCCCCCUCAUACGAGGCCGAUGACGCACACAUGGACGCAAUGAUGGACGACGAGCGGUCAAUGCGGCUCGCCGUGCCGAUGCACAAGCAGCGCCGUCAUGUUCCGGGUCAGGUGGGCGAAAUUUCAGGGGCCAUCCGUCCUAUCGGCGAUCGCGAAAGGAGAGAACUGCGCGCCCUAGAGACGCACGAGUUCACGGUUCCGAAGAAACCGACCCCCCCCCCUCCCGCUGCGACUGCCAGAACGCCGUACCUACGGCCCAGCCACCACUCGAUCGCCAGUAGUAGCUAG